Camponotus floridanus (Florida carpenter ant) is the source of this 665-nucleotide messenger RNA. Its product is annotated as proto-oncogene tyrosine-protein kinase ROS-like. Lineage: Eukaryota; Metazoa; Arthropoda; Insecta; Hymenoptera; Formicidae. The record is from RefSeq and is a predicted model, not a curated record. Gene Ontology annotation, molecular function: transmembrane receptor protein tyrosine kinase activity; ATP binding. Gene Ontology annotation, cellular component: signaling receptor complex; membrane. Gene Ontology annotation, biological process: positive regulation of kinase activity; multicellular organism development; regulation of TOR signaling. The transcript has 2 exons. The annotation marks the transcript as partial.
UGCAAUAAAAAUGCUUCGAAAAGAUGCUUCUUCAAAUGAGAAAAAAAAAUUUUUAAAGGAAGCCAAGCUUAUGAAUCAUUUUCGACACAAACAUAUAUUAAGAUUGUUGGCCAUUUGUUUAGAUGGAGAUUCUCCGUUACUAGUGUUGGAAUUGAUGGAAACUGGUGAUCUGUUAAAAUAUUUGAGAGAUUGUCGAAAUUUGCAACCGUCAGAUUCGUAUGCUCUGCGUUUGCAGGAUUUGCUCGCCAUGUGCGAAGAUGUUGCGCGAGGUUGUUGCUACUUGGAAGAGUUGCGUUUCGUACAUAGAGAUCUAGCGUGUCGUAAUUGUUUAGUAUCUUCGAGAAAUCGCGAGAAUCGUGUCAUCAAAAUUGGAGAUUUUGGACUAGCCAGAGAUAUCUACAAGGAUGAUUAUUAUCGCGUGAAAGGAGAAGGUUUGUUUCCUAUUCGCUGGAUGGCACCAGAAUCUUUGACGAUUGGAAUAUUUACUUCUCGAAGCGAUGUUUGGUCAUUUGAGGUAUUAAUAUGGGAAAUUACAUCGUUGGGUGAGCAAUCUUAUAUUGCCAAGACUGAUGAAGAAGUAAUAAAUUAUGUUCGUGCUGGAGGCAGGUUGCCGAUGACUCUUAACUGUCCGUCAACGUUGUACCAGUUGAUGCUGCGUUGCUGGA